Sabethes cyaneus is the source of this 2343-nucleotide messenger RNA. Its product is annotated as phospholipid scramblase 1-like. The coding region runs from base 553 to 1644 and encodes 363 amino acids. The record is from RefSeq and is a predicted model, not a curated record. Gene Ontology annotation, biological process: plasma membrane phospholipid scrambling. The transcript has 6 exons. Gene Ontology annotation, molecular function: phospholipid scramblase activity. Gene Ontology annotation, cellular component: plasma membrane. NCBI's taxonomy places the organism in Eukaryota, Metazoa, Arthropoda, Insecta, Diptera, Culicidae.
AAAAUAUUCCUCUUAAAAAUACCAACAUUCUUUUCUCGCGAAUUUGUGUUCUUUUAGGCUACCAAAAACGCGAAGCAUAGUUUUGUUAGUGAAACUGAAAGGAAAAAACUAUAUAGUGGAAAAGAGGAUUGUAUGUAACAUCGACUGGCGAAGAUUUUUCAAAAGUGUAGUGCUGUCUGAUCUGCAUGUGCGAAAUCGAAUCUCAGUAAUUGUGUAAAUUUUAGUCACGAUCAAUUUCAUAGUGGUGUGAUUACUACCACCCACCAUUAAUGAUCACUUUCUAUGCUAUUUGAGUAAUGUUACUGAAUGGGGAGAGCCGUGGUCACCAGUAAGUAAUGAUUCAUCGCUGGUUUUCAAGUAGUGAUUAGCGAAAGCAGUGAUUGUAUUGGCAUCCGUGGCGACGUGAAACAGAUCGAGCAUAAACCUAUUCACCGGCGUAUGGACACUUUAAGAACCGCCCGCAAGUCAGUUUAGGUUCCCGUUUUAAAUCGCACUAGAGUAUUAUAAUUUAACCUGCGUAACCCGAUUCGAAAAAGAAAAACUGUGUUCAUCAUGAAUCAACAACCAUCGGCACCGGGAGGUGGAGGCUACGCGCCGUACGCGCCCUAUCCUCCAGGACCAACUGUGGAUGAUAAAUCCGGGCAGCAAGCACCGUAUGCUCCUCCGUAUCCAUCCUAUCCACCGAUGCAUCAGGAAGGUGGUAUGGGAUACCCGCCGGCCGGCCAGGCACCUUACCCGCCAGGCCCCAUAGUAGGAGGCUACCCGCCCGCAGCUCCGUCGCCGUAUCCACCGGCGGGUCCGCCCACGAUGCAGUAUGCUCCGGCUCAACCGUACGGAGCGUAUCCCCAACCGGUAAUGGUUCAACCAGGCAUUCCGGGACACCCACCACCCCAGAUGGCUGCUGCUCCGGUAGCCGCCGGCCAGCAGGCAACAGGUGGUUGGAUGACUAUUCCGCAAGGGAUACCGAAUUGUCCUCCCGGCUUGGAAUACCUUACGUCCAUUGAUCAGCUGUUGGUACACCAGAAGGUCGAGCUGCUGGAAGCGUUUGUCGGAUUCGAAACAGCAAAUAAGUAUACCGUAAAAAAUACGCUAGGCCAGAAAGUUUACUGGGCCGUUGAAGACACGGACUGCUGUACCCGAAACUGUUGUGGAGCUGCUCGACCAUUUGACAUGAAAAUUUUAGAUUACUACCAGAAUGAAGUGCUGCACUUUAAUCGGCCGCUGCGCUGUCAAUCCUGCUGGUUCCCGUGUUGCCUGCAGACAAUGGAGGUUUCAGCGCCCCCGGGCAACGUAAUUGGCACCGUGGAACAGGACUGGUCCAUUUUUACUCCACAAUUCAGCAUCAAGGACCAGUCAGGAAAUACGGUACUUAGAAUCGAGGGUCCGUUUUGUACCUUUAGCAUAUGCGGGGAUGUUGAAUUUAAGGUUGUAACGAACGAAGGUAGCCAGGUGGGAAAAAUUUCCAAACAAUGGUCUGGAUUUGCACGCGAAGCUUUCACUGAUUCCGACCAUUUUGGCAUUAACUUCCCGAUGGAUCUUGACGUAAGGGUGAAAGCAACUCUGUUGGGCGCGUUGUUCCUGAUUGAUUUUAUGUUCUUUGAAAAAUCAGGAAACAAGGAAGCUGAUCGUCCGGGAAUGUUUUAAACAAUGUUUCAAAACAUUUACACCCUAAAAUAUAUACGUCUCAUGAAUGAUAAAGAUGUACUAGGCGGCGAUUUUCAGCGAUAUGGUGGCAGUGUAUGUUUGGUAUAAGAACAAUCUGACAGACUUGUAUUACAAACAAAGGUAAUGUGCUAUCAUAAUUUUCGCUAUAUGUGUAUGUUGCACAAAUACUAUUUUGCGUACGCGUAGAGCUGAUGCUCCGUCAUCUUAAAAUAAGAAAAUACGUGUUUUCAGUGCCAGGGAUAUUAUUUAUAAGUUACCUUAAUGCACUUAGAGUUACUCUUACUCAAUUUUCAAGAAUGUUUGUUUUCGUUUUUCCAAAUUCCUCAUUGAAACAAAAUAUGCAACGAAAAUGCUUAAAGUGGAUGACACAAAACAAUCUCAGAUAAUCUAUAAUUCAUAUACAUAUAGUUGCUUGGUUGAUUCUAUUUAGAGCAAAUGACUAAUAACUAAAUCGCAUAAAAAUGUUGUCGAUAUUAUCAACAUAUACCGCAAGUACUAUUUACCAUAUUCUUACCUACCAGGUUAUAACUCGAGAAAUGCAUAAGUAGGUAUAUGCAGCACAAUGCAAAGAAUUCAUAAUUUUGAUACGCUCUUUUUAUCUUCCAUCAUUUAGACGCCAACAAAUUCAUAUGUAAAUGGUUCGCAGAAAAAAAUUUAAAUAAACUGUUAAGCUAUUUG